CGUGCUGCGACCUGAGCGCGUGUGGGCGGGGUGCGCCCCUGAGCCGGGAUAAAUAGCGGCUGGCGCGGCUGACAGCCCGGCCCGGGGCGCGCGGGACCGGCGGCUGCGCUUCGCGGUAGCGCCGGAGAAAAAAAGUUGAGGCUCUCGGUGACUCCGCUCGGAAGCCCCGCUCCCGCCCCCCUAGCCCGGACCGAGGUUUUUGUUUCUUCGUCUCGAUUUUCCCGAGUGGGAGACGGAGGAAGAAGGGGAGGACCGGAGAGCCCGAGCCGCGCUUUCCCCCGCUCUCUCGGCGCGGCGCAGCGCAGGGGCGAUGCUGGAAGGCGCCGCGAGUUCGCAGCGUGCGUUCAGGGCAGCGGGAGGCGCGUGAGCUCCAGCAGCAGCCGCUGCCCCCUCCGCCCGCCCCGCGCGCCGCCGCCGGAGGAGGCUGCCCGCCCGCCCCAGCGGCCCAGGAUGCGGUUUCGCCUCUUCUCCUUUGCCUUGAUCAUCCUGAACUGUAUGGAUUACGGCCACUGCCAAGCCAGCCGCUGGAGACGCAGCAAGAGAGCUAGCUAUGGAUCAAAUCCAAUUUGCAAAGGCUGUUUGUCUUGUUCAAAGGAUAAUGGGUGCAUCAGAUGCCAGCAUAAGUUAUUCUUCUUCCUACGGAGAGAAGGAAUGAGACAGUACGGUGAAUGCCUGCAUUCCUGCCCAUCAGGGUACUAUGGACUCCGAACGCCAGAUAUGAACAGAUGUUCAAGAUGCAGAAUAGAAAACUGCGACUCCUGCUUCAGCAGAGACUUUUGCACCAAAUGCAAAGCUGGCUUCUACUCACACAGAGGCCGUUGUUUCAGAGGUUGCCCCCCUGGAUUUGCUGCCUUGGAAGAGCUCAUGGAGUGUGUGGAAGGCUGUGAAGUUGGUCAGUGGAGUGAAUGGGGAACUUGCAGCAGAAAUAAUAAAACAUGUGGAUUUAAGUGGGGCCUGGAAACAAGAACGAGGCAAAUCGUGAAGAAGCCAGCAAAAGACACGAUACCAUGCCCAACCAUCGCAGAAUCCAGACGGUGUAAAAUGGCCAUGAGGCAUUGUCCAGGAGCAGAAGAACUGGAUUUGGUAUCAGUUCUGUCAGUGCAGAAGAGAAGUGACACAUCUUGAGAAGAGAUGAAAAAACCUACAAGAUGAACAACUUUGGAGAAAGGAAGAAAAAAAAUGUAAAAAUCAGGGCUGAUUUCUCUAUCAAGUUUUAUUGUCUGGAAAUUUAGGUCACAGACUAAAGAUUUACUUUCUCGUGUUUAUUGGAUUUCAAGAUAGAGGUAGAUUUUCUUUAGUGUCAGGAAAUCUGUUGUCUAGUCUGCAUCAAGAUCUUUCUUCUUUUUUUCAAUGUGUAUCAGAAAAGUUGUUUCUGAAAAUACAAAUUCGGAGAGAAAGGCUGGUUUCCUUUAAAUGUAAAGACGAUAGUCCUCUCCUGUUGUCCCACCAUAUGGAAUUCCCUGCUUGUAUAUUUAGAGAUAAUAAAUAAAUAAAUAAAUAUGUACAAAACUGCAGGUUUGAACUCUCCACGCUGAAUGCUGUUGAUUACUACUGUACCCAAUGUCUUAUCUCCUGCUUUGUCAUAUGUUUCAGUUAUGAUUUUGUGCAUGGUUGGUCUAAGAUCAUGUUUAUCAUAUUUCAUUUAGUUAGCAGGCUGCCCUUUAAGUCAUUUAAAAUGCUUAGUUGCUUUCUCAGUCAUGGUGAUGUGCCAGGAGGCAGAGACACUGGUUAUGGGGAAACUCAAGUCAAGCAGAUUUUAGAUCUGCUUUUGUUAAAGAAGAGGUUCAGGGACUUGAAAAAAUGCAGCAUUUUUCCAGUGUUAGAAAUUUCAUAAUUCAAAUUUUUAACUGAGGAAAUCAGAGAAAAUGCAAGGUUAGUGGUACUCAAUGACUGAAGAACCAUAAUCCCUGGAAAUAUCUGUUGAGAAGCUACGUUAAAUCCUUUCAUCCUAACCUUCUCAGUAUAUAUACUCACAUAGAUUGUAAUGGAUUAAAUUGAGCACAGGAAGUAAGGAUGUUUUUGGUAGAACAGGGUCAAAUCAAGUGCUUUUGGCAUGUUUUCUAUUUUUGCACAUUUUACUGUUACUAUUUAUGAUACAUAGUACAGAAAAACUUCUGAAACAGAUUUUACAUUUGCGAAAGAAAUGGAGUUAAAUUCAGUUUUCCUAGUAAAUACUUCAGUUUCAUAUUUAUCAGGGAUUAAGAUGUUACCCAUCUGGCCAUAUGGCUGUAGUACAAAUCUUGUUGAUGAAGAAUUCUUUAUUGCUUUCCUAUUAUGUGCAGUGUUACAGAGAUGCAAGCUGGAAUGCAAGUGAAAGAUGAUUUCACUUCUUUCCUACUGAAGCCAGCAACAUGUAAGAGGAUACUCUCCUUGAUUUCAAAGUAGAUAUGUUACUUUGUAAUAUUUUCUUUUUGUCAGUACUAACUGAUUUAACUGUUAUUACCAGAUGGGACUGUCACAUUUGUAUAUCUGCUCAUAUUAUGUAUGCUACCCUGUGGCUUGGGUGUGACAUGACUCAUACUGAGAGAGGUUGGACUUAGAAAAAGAUGGCUUGGAUCAUUCAGGACACCUCCUACGUGUGUUGGUCUCUUUCUAAUCAGUCUUUAGCUCAAAAAGAAAGAAAAAGAUAAUUUUUUUUAAAGAGCAAUUCAGUUACAAGGAAUGGGAAAAUUACCAAGCAGAAGUAUGGGCAGACACAUGUUGUUAUCUUAAAGUUUUCUUAUACUUAGUACAAGUAUUCACUUUUUACCUCUCCUUUUACCAUGUUCCCCAAGUUCAGUACAGUAAAUUACUACUUUUGUUUGUACCCUUCAAGUACUUGCAGUACUCAUGUUUUGUGUUAAGUAUUACAAAGGCAAGCUAAACAUCUUUCUACUUUAAAUCUUCCAUUACACUGCAGAUCCUCAAGCUGUCUGAUUCACAAAUACUACUCUGCACAAAACUGUUAUUUCUAGUAAGAAUCACUAUGCUAUUCAAGAAUGUUUAUUUUGGACAUGAGGAUGAGAUGUAUCUCUGCACGAAUUUCCUAAUGCUGAAAGGAAGAAUGUCAUGAGGUGGGAGGGAGUUCUUUCCUCAGUACAGACAUAUAACUCAAUGGACUUUAUGCUGUUUGAUUGGGUUUUGAAAGCUUAUAUCUAGCUAUUGCUGCAAAAGAGUAGAAGACUUCUGGUGGAGCAAUGGCAAAAACACCCAAUCAGGACAUCUCCUUCUUUAAAACAACAUAUUUCCUCUGAGAGUGAAUGUGUUAAAAAUGGUGGCUUUAAAUCAACAACAUGCACUACAAAAGGUCAAAAAAGUCCUUGUCAUCCCUUCCUCCCCUGCCAAGGUUGAUGCUAAAUACAUUCAAUUUCUUUUGAAAUGAGUCAAAGGAAAUUUGGAUUUCUCUCUGAAUAUAAAGAACGUUUUAUUUAGAAGAGGCUAACAAGAAUUUUUUACUUGCACACCCAACUUAGUCAUAGAAUUUUUCAAUAAUACGGGUUGGAAAGAACCCAGAGAGGUCACAUAAUCCUACCUCCUGCUCAAGGAGAUGAUCACUUCCCUGAUGUCCUGUUAGUACAGUCAGUGCACUGUUUGUGUACUGUCAAUUUUAAGCAGGACACCUCAUGGCCUUCCCUUCAGCCAGUCAAUGCCCACCUUGUAUUUUUUCAAGGGCUGUUUCCUUCCCAUGUGCAGAACUCUGCACUUGUUUCUGCUGAAUUUCAUGAGGUUUCCUUUAGCUACAAUGAAUCUCUCUUUUAGAAGUGAGAAUUACAAAAGAGCUCAAAAUAAGUGCAGCACCAGAGUGAGUGAUCUCAGUGAUCAGAGAGAUUAUUAUGUUUGAGCUUUUUGACUGCAUCUACUUUAAAGCAUGCAGUCUUGAAAAGUUUGUAAGCCAGGAUGCACCUUUCUGUACUGCACUUGUAGUCAGUCUCAGUUCACAGUACCUACAAACACCAUCUGCCUUCUGAGAACCAAUACUAGGGCUAUUUCUAGAUGGGACUCCGUAAACAUCGCCACUGCAGUUUGUUUCCUUUUGGUCAUGUUAUAUUGCCACACGAGCAGUUUGCCUGAGUGGCAGAGACAGUUCUUGCUGUUCCUGGACCUCUCCUCUUCUUGAGGACAGUCAAGCACUGAGGUAGAUUUGUCCAGUAGACUGUGCAGUAACUAUCUUUUGAAGCUUCCAAGAUGUAACUGGACAAUGCCCUGAACGGUUUGGUCUGAAUUGUCUUGCCCCUACUGAGAGCAGGAAGCUGGACUGGAGACCAACCUGAAUGAAUCUAUGGCUGUGAAAGGCAGAACAUGCUGUGGUUUUGGACGGAAAGAACACUGUUCUUCCUGACUAGAUUUCAAAAUUUCUGAUCUCUCCUACUGCCAGUUAGAGAGAGGCUAGAUAGAGCGAAUGCUCAAAGGGAAAAAGAACAAACCAAGUCUUUCCCAUGUUUGCUAUAGUACUGAGAUCUCCUCAUUUGUGUCAUUUAAGUAUAACAUGCAGAGUGUGUCUAAUAUUUUGAAUAUAAUUGUAACUGUUUCGUGUAUUUUGAGUCUAGAUUUUAUCCAAAUGAAAGCUUAAUUGAAAGUUCUGAUUAUUAGUUUACCUAAUUAUUACUUGAUCUGUUCACUUGUCUGUCUUUGGGUAAAUGCCUCACACUUAUAAUUUCAAAAUCUUGAUUAGGGUCUAAAAGAUGUAACAUUUAAUGCGCUGUGGCAGUCUAAGAAAGCAGUGUAAAACUAGCAGAUUUACUACAGAGAUGUAGGCAUAGGACUUCAUGUUAGCUUAAGUGCUGCUUUGAUAUUUUUUUUCUAAAGGCUCUAUCAGUUGUCAAGAAUCUUGUUGAAGUUUUUAGUAAGUUGAAGGUUUCAUUUUAGUGUUAGUUAAAUCAUGACAUGAAUAUACGUGGCAUGUUGUAGGCUAAAGAAAAUGAUCCUAAAUAAAAAGAUCAUUUUCUAGGUUGAAGCACAGUCUGAAGCGGGAUGACAGCAAACAAAAACGUGGUUUGGCAAAAGUUGACAAGAUUUAUAAACAGUAAGAUCUUAUUGCUUUAUUUACUAUUGCAUGAGUCUUGAAGAAAUUGGAAUAUUAUUUAUCACUAUAGAAUCAUAGAAUGGCUUAGUUUGGGGAGGACCCUAAAGAAGCAUCUAUUUCCAACCCCUCUGCCAUGGGCUGGUUGCCACCCAC
Numida meleagris (helmeted guineafowl) is the source of this 5155-nucleotide messenger RNA. RefSeq names its product R-spondin 2 (gene RSPO2). The transcript is spliced from 5 exons. Lineage: Eukaryota; Metazoa; Chordata; Aves; Galliformes; Numididae. The coding region runs from base 451 to 1125 and encodes 224 amino acids. The record is from RefSeq and is a predicted model, not a curated record.